AAUGGCGGAGAGCAGAGAACGAAGCGAUAACUUGGCUUUGCAAACGCGAGUGCGCCGUCAUUGAAACGCAGAUACCACCCACGAGUGAUUCUCGGAGUUGCUUACGGUUUGCCUCUGCCGAUGGGAUAUAAGUCGGACGCAGCGAAAAGGGGAUUUUCGGAACAAGGUUUGGAUUUAGCGAGCUGGUUAGCCAGCUAAGCUAACCGUGCUAGCAGCCUGGCGUUAGCUGGCUUCAAGUCGUGUGCGUGUGUGUGUGAGAUUUUAACUACGCAGGCUUGUUUGUCAACAUAAGAUGACGUUAAAUUGCCAGCGAGCCAGCUAACACGCAACUUUUUUUUUUUUUCGCCCGGCUUCCAAAGCUAACCUAACAUGAUCGCUACAGCUCACCGCAAAAUUAUUAAUCCAAAGUAGCAGUAGGUAAAACGAGCAAAAGCAGUAAGUUAAGCUGCUAACUGGCUUGUUUUACGCAAGCUGCCGUUUUCAUGGGAAUUGAUCAUCCAGCGUGACAACUUACAGCAGGACCCCGUGGGCAGGACCUUUAUUUACAAGUUGACAAAACGGUCAGAGGCCAACAGGCUUCUCCCUGCACCCGGGGUGGUGCCAUGUGACGGAGCAGCCGUGGUGCUAUAAACCCACCAUCACGACCGCUCCAUCACCUCCACUCCAAGCUGUUUGCCCACCACUGAUUGCUCCCCCUCCAGUCUCCCUUUCCUCCCUUUAUCUUUGCUCUGAGCCCUGGACAAGGCUAACCACAGCCAACACAUGACUCACCCACUGGAGCCCUAGAUCAAGUCAGUUAAAGCUGAAAAUGAGUGCAGUAGGGGAAAACCCCCUGGACCCUGCCACGCCAGAGUCACGCAAGAGGAAGGGCUCACCAUGUGACACAUCAGGGCAAAGUGUGGAGAAGCGGAGGCGGGAGCUGGAAUGCCGCUACAUCGAGGAGCUGGCUGAGCUGCUGUCAUCCAACAUGGCCGACAUUGCCAGUCUCAGUGUCAAGCCGGACAAGUGCCACAUCCUCAAGAGCACCGUGGACCAAAUCCAGCAGAUGAAACGGCGUGAGCAGGAGAAAGCAGCUCUUCUGUCUCCGGAUGAGGAGGUGCAGAAGAGCGACAUCUCCUCCAGUAGCCAGGGGCUGGUGGAGAAGGAGGCCCUGGGGCCCAUGCUGCUAGAGGCCCUUGAUGGGUUUUUCUUCGUCGUCAACCGGGAGGGCCGCAUCGUCUUUGUUUCAGAGAACGUGACGGGUUACCUUGGAUACGCCCAGGGGGAGCUGAUGACCUCAAGUGUCUACAGCAUCCUCCAUGUGGGAGACCACAAUGAAUUUGUUCGCAAUCUGCUGCCCAAAAGCCUGGUAAAUGGCGUGCCGUGGCCACAGGAACCUGGCAGAAGGAACAGCCACACCUUCAACUGUCGCAUGCUGAAAAGGCCACCGGACGAGAUGGACUCCGAAAAUCCGGAGGCUCGGCAGCAAUAUGAGAUCAUGCAGUGUUUCACUGUGUCCCAACCACGGACCAUGCAGGAGGAGGGAGAUGACCUGCAGAGCUGCCUGAUCUGUAUUGCCUGUCGGAUACCUCGCGCCCAGCCUUUGAGCGCUGAGUCUUUCAUUACGAAGCAGGACCCUACAGGGAAGAUCAUCUCCAUAGAAACUAGUGCUUUGCGGGCGACAGGCCGGCCUGGCUGGGAGGACCUGGUCAGGAAGUGCAUCUACGCUUUCUUUCAGCCGCAGGGCAAAGAGCCCUCCCACGCCAAGAAGCUGCUGCAUGAGGUGAUGAGCCAUGGCACCGCUAUCAGCCCGUUGUACCAUUUCGCAUUAAGUGAUGGCACCCCGCUCAGCGCUCAAACCCGCUGCAAGUUCUGCUGCCCCCCCAACCCUGACGUACAGCCCUUCAUUAUGGGCAUUCACACUAUUGACAGGGAACACAACACUUCUAGCUCUCAGGAAAACACUAACCCCAGCCUUCCGACCCUUGGCAGCCUUGCCCAGACUCCCUCCCGCUCCCCUUCCCUUCCUCCCAGCAGCAACUGGACCCAAGGCGCCGGCCUCGCCACCCCGGGCCUUCACCCCAACAACACCAACACCUCCCCCCACGGACAUAAUCCAGCCACACCCACAGGCUACCUGACGCCCAAUCGGACCUUUCCCCAGCAGGUCAACAGCCCCUCUCCUUUGAGCAGCCCACUCACAGCCACCCCUACCUCUUUUAUGUCACCCAGGAUGCCACGGGCCAGUCCUGGGUUAGGGGGAAGCCCUCGGGUACCGGGGAACCCCUUCUCUCCUUCCACACCAGGCCUCCAUUCCCCAGCGGGGGAGCUGAGUAGUGGAGGCAGCCUCAGCAAGCAGCAGUCUGGCGGCGAUGGUAGUAGCGGUGCCGGCGGUGGGUCGAUGGGGUCCUUCUCCCUGACCUCUCCUGUCCUACAGAGACAAGCCAGUACACCCGCCGGCUCCUCCAGUCGGCCUCCAUCUGCGAAACCGCCAGAGGGAGGAGAAGGACGGGGAGAGGACUCUGUUAAAGCCCCCCUUCCUUCUGCCUCACAGCUGGGUAACCCCAGACUGAGUCAGCUCCUGGAUAGCAACGGGACGGGAGUUGAAUCUAACAACAACAGAAUCCACUGCACCUCAUCACCUCUUCCACCAAACCCUCCUCCUGUCCCUCAGUGCCCUGCCUCUCACAGCACCCUAACGGAACGGCAUAAGAUCCUGCACCGGCUGCUCCAGGACACCAGUCCCAACGACGGCUCCACCACCACCACCGAGGAAGGACUAAACAAACACGAUGUUGAGAUCAAGAGGGAGCUGCCUGCCAGUCCAGCUCUUAACGCAUCACCUCCCAAGUCCAGCUCCAGAGAGCCACAGGACCAUCAACUACUCCGUUUUCUCCUGGACACAGACGAAAAGGACUUGGGGGACCUUCCACCUCCAUCUGCUCUCACCCUGCAGACGGUUAGGGUAAAAGUGGAGAAGAGAGCAAGCGUGGAGGGAGCAGCCUGUACGGGCUCUACUGCUGCAGCAGGAGGUGCAUCCAAACCUGCAGGAGUUUGCAGCAGCUCGGCUUGCAUCAGCCCCAAAUCGAGCCCCGUCGGAGAGAACUGCAGAGACAGCCGCAGGGACAGCCGAGACUCCACGAUCUCUGGUGGCCCUGUUGACAUGGACCCUCUCACCCAGCUGCUGCCUGGCCUGAGAGGCCCGGGUGAGGUCAAACACGGCAGUGAGGAUUCAACAACCCCUGGAGGGGGCCCCCAACUCCACUCUCCAGCCUCGCAGCCCUCAGCUCAGCUCCAGUCCUCCCUGCCUCAGCUCCAGUCCCCGCUUCCUCAGCUCCAGUCCCCCCUGUCCCAGCCACAGUCCCUUUCCCAGUUGCAAUCGCCGUCACCCCAGCUCCACUCCCCUUCCCCCCAGCUCAAACUGCAGUCACCCACUCAGCUCCAGCCCGGUGAGGCCGGCACUCCCCGCAAUGUCAAUGUGAAGAGAGAGCCUCCCGGCACUCCGAACAGAGGACUCGCUGAUGGCGGCCCGACCUCCGGCUGCAGCCUCCAGAGUCAGUCAUCCUUUGAUUUCUGCAGUCCCCCCACUCCGAACCAGACACAGAACCAGGGACAGGGAGACAUCUUCCAGACCGCCCAGGACAGCAGCUCCUUUCCAGAGGCAGACAUUAACCCAUUCAGUUCAAGCACUGGCCUAUCUAAGAUGGACGUGGGAGACUCCCAGUUCCAGCCUUUGACGCUGUCUGACACCUUGUCCUUUGAUGGUCUUGGAACACCUUUACAAGCUCCCUUGGCAUCACCGCAAGAGCAGUGUGUGCCAUGUUCGCUGGAUGAAGUGCUGGGCCCUCCCACCACAUCCGAGGGCCGGAACGAUGAGAAAGCUCUGUUAGAGCAGCUCGUCUCCUUCCUCAGUGGGACUGAUGAGAGUGAACUGGCCGAGCUGGAUAAGGCUCUGGGUAUUGACAAACUGGUGCAGGGCGGCUGUUUUGAACCUUUGCCCCCAAACUUCCCAACCCAGCAGCCCACUGCCACGCCAGGUUCCAUGGACCUUAAACUUCCCACCUACCUUUCCCAGUUUACACCAGCUCCACAAGCUCAGUUUCCUCCCGAGCUGGCCACAGUGGUGGGGACACAGGGUCUUGGGUUUGGAGCCCCCCGGGGGGCUUUCCCCGGCGGGACGACGGGCAUCGGGCUGAGGCCAGGCAUGACGCGACCACAGGGGAUUGGCCCUCAGCUCAGGCUGCCACCCAACCAACUGCGCCUGCAGCUGCAGCAGAGGCUGCAGGGCCCACAGCAGCUCCAGAACAGGGUGGCGGGCAUGAAUCCGUUUCCUGGAGGCGCCCAGCAUGUGAACAUAGGGAUUCGUCAAGGGGUUCAACAACCUCAAAUGCCCUCACAGCAGCCUCCGCUGAAUGCCCAGAUGCUGGCCCAGCGACAGAGGGAACUCUUCAGCAUCCAGCACCGCCAGCGCCAGCUUUUCCAGCAGAAAGUCAUGCUGAUGAGACAGAACAUGGCAGGGGCUCCGACCGGAGCUGUGGGGCCCAUCGGAACUGCCAGGGUCCCAAAAGGUCCCACAACAACGCCUCAACAGCAGCAGCAGCAGCAACAACAGCCGCAGCAGUUCAACUUUCCACAAGGGUACCCCCUGUUGACGGGAAAAUCCCCUACCUCACCAAGUCAAUUCGGCCCCAUGAGCGGGAGCCCUCUGGACAACAAACUGCCCGGCAGAGUUCCCCUGAAUAACCAGGCGCUGAUGGGCAGCGUGCCGGGCCAGUUCAGCAGCACCGUCAACUCCUCAUUGCAGCAGGGCCUGUUUCAGCAGUUUGGAGGGACUGCUCUCGCCCAGCAAGACCCAUCUUUCCCGUCUGAGAUGAGUCCGACCAGCCCGUUGUUGUCACCUCAAAGCUCCACCUCCCAGAGUCCUCUGCUUCAGCAGGCCCCGCCCCCUGGCUACCAGUCACCAGAAAUGAAGAGCUGGCAACAGACAGGCAUGGGCAGCAACAGCCUGUUCAGUCAGUCAGGACAGAGUGCAGGGCCGGCUUUUGGCCAGCAGGGGGUUUACAACAACAUGAGCAUCACCGUCGCCAUGGCCGGGGGCUCGGCUAGUGUCGGCUCAUUACCUCACAUGGGGCAGCCGGUUGGCAUGAGCAACAGUAACCUCAGUAACGUCGGUUCAGUGUGCAGCGACCAGCAGGUGCAGCAGGUUCAGGUGUUCGCGGACGUGCAGUGCACAGUGAACCUGGUCGGCAGCGACUCCUACCUGAACCAGGGCUCCAUCGGAGCCACGGCCUCCCAGAAGGGCCCCGGAGCGCAGGGCUCCCAGAACAACCAGGCCCAGCAGAAGAGCCUCCUCCAGCAGCUGCUCACCGAGUGACAACUCUCGCAAACCCCUUCAGCUCUCCUACCCCCUCUACUUCUCACUUCUACGCCUCCUCCUCGGAGGUCGGUGCACCGGACCCAUUGCUGUCUCUGUCUCACCUUUUGGAUGGAAGGGUGGAUGUCGACCACGGAGUAGGCUCAGAGAGGUCCGGCUGUCGUUGGCGCUACGCAGCCUGACCACUUCUGUGCGCACGGGGGAUUUCGGGGGGCUGGUUGUUUUUAGACACCCAGUACUUUUAAGAAAAGACUUAUGUCAGAAGGAGCAGCAGUGUAUUUAAACCUGCCUGUCUAAUCUGUCUGACAACCUGUCUGUCUGCCUCAGCCUAUUAAAGGCAGUGUUGUCUUGCUGCUCAUUCCUUGGUGACCUACUUCCUGCUUCCUGACCCAAGAAAAAAAACAACAACUGCGACAUCAUUGUAGAUUUGCCAGGUUGUCGUCACUGUCAAAUCAGGGCCGGCCUCUCUCUUUUUUUUUCUUUUUUUCUCCGUGUUUUUUUUUUUUUGUGAUGGUGACGGUUUCUGUCGUCGCAGCAGCAGUGCAUCUUGGGAGCAUGAGUUGCAGCAUACAGCUGAGCUCAUCAUUUUAAGUGUGGGGGUAUCCCACACAGCAGCACCUCUGGCUUUUUAUUUUGGUUCGUUUUUUUUCGUUUUUUUCUUUUUCUCUACCUGUCUCUCAGCGAUGUGGGAAUGUUAAGGUUUCAGACCUCUGUGGCAUUGUGGGAUAGAAGCUCAGUAUCAGCUGGUUCUGUGACUGUCUCUCUCUAUCAGCUACAGUGCCUGGUGGAAGUUUGAGUUUUUCACAAGCUCUGCUUCUUCUUCUUCUUCUUCUUCUUCUUCUUCUACAUAUUAAUCUUAUUACGUCGUUGUUUUUUUUGGGUUGAAUUGUUUUGUUUAAAAUCUUCUGCUCUCACCGUCAUCAUCAUCAUUAUCAUCAUCAUCAUCUUCAUGAUCAUCAGAACAAGCUUUGACAACAGCCAGAAUGGAUUGGAUGGAUUGAUUGAUGGAUGGAUGGGAGACAGACGGGAUGCUGCUCAGUUUGGAACUUACGUGUCUUUCUCUCACCCC
This is a messenger RNA of Perca fluviatilis (European perch), 6422 nucleotides long. It is a transcript of the gene ncoa1, whose product is annotated as nuclear receptor coactivator 1. NCBI's taxonomy places the organism in Eukaryota, Metazoa, Chordata, Actinopteri, Perciformes, Percidae. The record is from RefSeq and is a predicted model, not a curated record. Gene Ontology annotation, molecular function: nuclear receptor binding; protein dimerization activity. The coding region runs from base 809 to 5353 and encodes 1514 amino acids. The transcript has 22 exons. Gene Ontology annotation, cellular component: nucleus. Gene Ontology annotation, biological process: cellular response to hormone stimulus; positive regulation of transcription by RNA polymerase II.